AUGGUCACUCUGACUGAACUAUCCUCGGAACUUCCCCACACAAUCCAUAUGUUCACUAUACAUAAGGAUCGUCUCAUUGUAGUACAGCUGCCUACUUCUUACAGUACGCCACUGGGGUUGACUUGGCAGGCUGUGCUCAUAAUUAGCAUCGGCUUGUUCGAGAACCAAGCUGCUAUCAUCGUCGACGUACUGCCUUCGUUGCCACCCGCCCAGGCGCAGCUAUGUCCGACGCCAUAG
Peniophora sp. CBMAI 1063 is the source of this 237-nucleotide messenger RNA. The record is from the annotation of a GenBank genome assembly. NCBI's taxonomy places the organism in Eukaryota, Fungi, Basidiomycota, Agaricomycetes, Russulales, Peniophoraceae.